CUCGCAUAAUUUAUUGUUAGUCAUCUAUUCAAAGGAUGGCUACUCCUCUGUAUUAUCCCUUCCUUUCUGCGUGGGGGCCAAUGGAAUCUGGCGAUCACCGGUUCACAGCCACAUUCGUGGAGCUGAGCAGCGUCAGCCAAGUCGGUCGGGCGAUGCAUCGAGGGGCCGAAAAGACGUUUCUCCUGUUUACAUUUAUUCCUCCGGUGAGAACCAUCUUAUGUCUCGGAUAUACAUGAACUGAGACGCGCAUCGCAUCACGAUGGAUCCCGCUACGAAAUAUCUCGAUCCACCACCGCCGUACGAGGAUGCAGUCGCCGGGGGAAGCCACACGAAUAUUCCAACUCUCCAGCCAGUCACAUUGCUCCUUGAUGGCCAGUGCAUUCGCGACGCCUCGACAUCGACCCCUCGCUACCAAAUAAGUCGUUCCGUGACCACGCUCCCCCAGACACCUCCGAAGAACUCAUCGAUCAUAUUCGAGCGCGUCGACACGGCCAGCCGCAUCCUCGAAAAGGAUGAAACGCCGGGAACCGAGCAGGCUCCAUCUGAACACCGGCAUCUCUUCUACCUGGCGCACCCCGCAGACGCGCAGUACCGGGCCGAUCUCCCGGGAUACUACAUCACCGCCGUGGACACGGAUACUGUGGGAAACAUUCACCUGGAGACGAGCAAAUCGCGCCUGCAAAAGCUAGAGUUCACGGCAUUGCUCAGUGUGAAGCGUACUGCGUCGGAUCGGCCGCUGUUCGAUGAGGCCGGGAAAACCGUGACUCUUUUCUGUGCGCGACCGGCGAAAUUGAUGAGUAGUCGGUAUACCUGGACUCGGGAAGAUGGAUCUCAAAUCGCCGUUGAGGAUGGGAAAGGGGACGGGCAUAGUCUGGCUCUUACUACUGCAAUGACGCAGGAGAUGCGGGAUGCGCUGGUGGCAGUGUGGCUGUUGAGGCUCUGGUAUGAAACGGCGGAAAGUAAGCAGGCUAAGAGAGAAGGUAAGCGUGCUGCCGUCGCUCGUUUGGACAUCGCUGACCACGCUAUAGAGCUCGAAUGGUUGGCGGCACCUGUUUCUUAUCAGGAUUGGACAUAUGCUAAGAGAGUCGGGGGAUUGGGAGCUCUCGCCGGUGCGGGUGGUGGUUGAGCAUAUAUCCUUCUUUGGAGCUGGCUGGAUGCACUAAUCUAUACUCCUUGAUGCGGUUUAUAUCAUUCAAGUACAUGGCUUGCCUGCUCUUUCACUGGGGUAGGCACGCGCGUCUGUGCAGAUAUUUGACGAAUGACCUUAAUACGUCAGUAGAUCAGGUCUCUAGAAUGAGAUGUCACAUUAAGUGAGUGCCUAGGGACGAAGAAUAGAACCCAAGAAUUCUUUGGGUGUACAAACACCUAGGAAAGGACGAUGAAACAAACUCAAAUCCAUACCCCGAAAGACAAACCAAGUUCCCAAAUAAGUCGCUUCCAAACCCAAG
Molecule: messenger RNA, 1448 nt
Organism: Aspergillus calidoustus
Lineage: Eukaryota; Fungi; Ascomycota; Eurotiomycetes; Eurotiales; Aspergillaceae
Source: the annotation of a GenBank genome assembly